Messenger RNA from Mycosarcoma maydis (corn smut), 879 nucleotides. Its product is annotated as putative NADPH-dependent beta-ketoacyl reductase (rhlG). The coding region runs from base 1 to 879 and encodes 292 amino acids. The record is from RefSeq and is a predicted model, not a curated record. NCBI's taxonomy places the organism in Eukaryota, Fungi, Basidiomycota, Ustilaginomycetes, Ustilaginales. The transcript is spliced from 2 exons.
AUGCCCAAGGACGCAGCUCCCGAAGUGAUGCCUGAGCUUGGUGCUCAGCGCCUCUUCUCGCUUGAUGGAAAGAUCGCCCUUGUCACCGGUGGUGGCACGGGUAUUGGCAAGAUGAUCGCCGCCACCUAUAUCCGCAACGGUGCCAAGGUCUACAUUGCCAGUCGCAAGCUCUCUGAUCUGCAGAACGUGGCCAAGCAGCUCAGUAAGCUCGCUCCCAGCGAUCCCGAGGGUAAAAAAGGUCUCUGUGUAGCGCUUCAGGCCGAUGUGGGCAGCAAGGCAGGUUGUGAUGCGCUCGCUGACCAGGUCAAAAAGGCCGAGUCCAGACUCGACAUCCUGGUCAACAACUCGGGUCUCACUUGGGGCGCACCCAUGGACAAUUUCCCAGAGGACAAGGGUUGGAAUAAGGUAUUCGACCUCAACGUCAAGAGUCAGUUCUACCUCACAGUGGCGCUGCUGCCGUUGCUCGAAAAGGGCAAGAGCAAUACCGAGCAUGCCACCGUGCUCAACAUUGCCUCUACCGCUGCUAUCGUUCCUCUCGCCGAAGCUGGUCUGUCUGCCCCCGGGCACGGUACCUACUCCUACCAACCGUCAAAGGCCGCAUCGCUGCACCUUACCAAAGUGCUCGCCAACUCGCUCGCUGACAAAUUCAUCAUGGUCAACGCCAUCUGCCCCGGCGUCUUCCCUUCGCGCAUGACUGCAUACGGUCUCGAGGAGAACCGCGACCUGCUCGAAGGUGUCCAACCCACCGGCCGUAUUGGUACGCCCGAGGACAUUGGUGGUGUCGCCAUGUUCUUCGCUUCUCGUGCAGGUGCUCACUGCACCGGUACCGGCAUCGUUGUCGAUGGUGGCCAGAGCAUCCAGUUCCAGCCUCGUCUGUAA